AUGCGGAGUGUGACUGAGAUGAUGACAGUGAUGAUAACUGUCUUAGAUGAGAAUGAUAGCCCACCAGUCUUUGCCCGAGACGUCUACAAUGCCAGCAUCUCAGAAGAAGCUCCAAGUAGUUCACCUAUUACUACUCUUCUGGCUCAAGAUGCUGAUAUUGGUUCCAAUGCUGCUAUCUCAUACAGUAUUAUAAGCGGUAACGAUGGCCACUUCACUAUCGACCCUAAUACUGGACUGAUCCGAACCAGUGGUCAGCUUGACCGAGAGAUCGUCGCCAUGUACUCACUAGGAAUCCGUGCCAGCGAUGGUCGACAGUCUACAGUUACUACCCUAGAUGUGAAUAUACAAGAUGCUAAUGACAAUGAUCCAGAGUUUACAGAGACGACAUAUUCCUUCACAGUGAAUGAGAACCAUGUAGUAGGGACAGCAGUAGAUUCUGUUUGGGCUGUGGAUCUUGAUACAGGAACUAAUGGUGAUGUUGUAUACUCCAUUCUUACUGAAGGAGCACCAGGAGAAGAUGUCUUUACAUUAGACUCAAUAACAGGAGAGUUUUCCCUCAGUACAAGCUUGGAUUAUGAACAGAAGCAACUUUACUUCCUGACUGUCCAAGCUAACGACAGAGGAACCAUACCACGCUCAUCUACAGCCACAGUAUACUUCAAUGUCUUAGACAUCAAUGAUAACCCACCGGUCUUUGAUCCUACAACUUACUUGGUUGAUGUGACUGAAGAUGUAGAUAUAGGAGCGGAAAUCAUUGCAGUUCAAGCUACGGAUGCUGAUUCAGGUCCCAACGCUGAGAUAGCCUUCAUGAUUUCAUCUGGUGAUCCUUCAUCUAGUUUUGCAAUCCAUCCCAAUGGUAGCAUUACUACAGUCAGGAAGCUAGACCGAGAAACUCAAUCCUUCUACAAUCUAAAGAUCACAGCAACGGAUCAAGCUAUCGACGCUACACUAAGGAAAUCUAGUCAAGUUCAUGUAACUGUGAUUGUAUUAGAUAUGAAUGACAAUGCACCAGUCUUCACUACAGGGAACUAUGUCUCAGUAAGAGAAGAUACAACGGUAGGAGAUAUUGUCAUGUUUGUUCAGGCUACGGAUGCUGAUGUAGAAAAGAACAGCUAUAUUGAGUUUUCUUUAUCUCCAGUUCCUGGUGAAGUAUUCUUAAUCAACCCAGUGGAUGGAAAUAUCCGCUUAUGGAAUGCGUUAGAUAGAGAGAUGCAGUCCGAAUACACCCUUACUGUGCUAGCUACCGAUAAAGGUCAACCUCCCCAAUCUACAUCUAUGGAUAUUGUGAUUGAGGUAUCUGAUGUUAAUGAUAACAGACCCGUCUUUGAUCCUACGUCUUAUCAUUCAACUCUACCAGAAGAUGUUCCUCUUGGCUUGGAGUUCCUUGAGGUGUUUGCGACAGAUGCGGACGAAGGAAUUAACGCUGAGUUGCGGUUCUCAAUCAUCAGUGGUAACUAUGACUCAGACUUUGAUAUCAAUCCAAUCACUGGUAUCCUGUCUGUUGCCAACCUGUUAGAUCAUGAACGACGCUCGUCUUAUUCCCUGACUCUCCGUGCUCAAGACAAUGGUGAUGGAUCAAGGUUCUCAUCCGUUACUGUGACUAUCAAUGUUGAGGAUAUCAAUGACAAUGCACCAGUCUUUCCUUCUCAUGAUCAAGCUGAGAUUAUGGAAAAUAACCAACCAGCAGCGGAGGUCAUUCAAGUAUCAGCAACUGAUGAGGAUGGGGGUUCUAACGGCCAAUUGACGUAUCGUAUUCAAGGCAAUGACUAUGAUGGUCUCUUUACUAUUGAACCUGAUACUGGAGCAGUUCACGUUGGUGCAUCGUUAAACAGAGAAGAAGUGCAGAUGUAUACACUGACUAUUAUGGCUCAAGAUGCAGGAAAUCCACCAUUGGAGACAUCCACUGAGUUAACGAUUACAGUAACUGAUGACAAUGACAACCAACCAGAGUUUGAAUUUCCUCAUUACACAACUACCAUGCAAGAGGGAAUAAGUCCUAAUAGUCCAGUCAUUCAAGUCACUGCUACUGAUCUAGAUUCAUCUGCUGCUUUGAGAUACCGACUUGAUAAUACUAUUGGAAGUAAGUUCACCAUUGAGCCAGUGACCGGAGAGAUUCUAACAGCAGGACCACUCAAUAGAGAAGAGCAAUCAAGCUAUGACAUCAUUGUCACUGUAGAGGAUGGUGACCUAUGGACAAGUCAAACGACUGUCACUGUUCAUCUAGAUGACAUCAAUGACAAUGCACCACAGUUUAGUGUACAGGGUUAUCAAGCUUUGAUACCAUCACCUACACCAGCAGGUACCUAUGUGAUAGCUGUAGAGGCCCACGAUGCUGACUUCGGUGUUAAUGCAAAGCUGACGUACUCCAUUAUCAAUGGAGACGCCACUAGAUUUAGCAUUGAUGCUGAUACAGGCUUCAUUACUACAGCUAGACAGCUCACUUUGGAAAGCGGAUCCUACACAUUAGAAGUAUCAGCUGCCGACAGUAACCCAUCUCAUACAGCUGCUAUGGUUACAGUGCAAAUCACAUUCGAUCCAUCAGGAGAAUUCCCAGAGUUUCAGAGUCCGUCUGAUGGUACGAUUUAUACAAUCAAUGAAGAUACAUCAGCCAAUACAGAAGUUGUUACACUACAAGCUGUCAGCCCAAAGACUGGUCAACAAGGGGAUGUAACUUACCACAUCGUAGGAGGCAAUGCUGAGAACUCAUUCAUUGUAGAUGAACAGAGUGGAAGAUUGGCUGUUAAUACUGCUGGUUUGGAUUAUGAAGCUAUACAGAGAUUCUCUCUUCUAGUUGAAGCUCGUGAUGGUGACACACAACCACUGUCAAGUUUCAUACAAGUCAUCGUCAAUGUCCGUGAUGUAAAUGAUAACUACCCAGUGUUUACUCAAGCUGGUUAUAGCGGGAAUGCAUUGGAAGGCCAAUCAGCGGGGAUUGACGUUAUACAAAUCAUUGCUACUGAUGCAGACAGCGCUUUGUUUGGUAAUAUCCGCUACUCUAUACGGAUUGAUAGCAAUCCUAAUAAUGAUUUCAGAAUCAAUCCUAGUACAGGAUGGCUGCAGACAAAUAAAGUCUUAGAUCGAGAAUCAAUUCCUGAAUACGUAUUGACGGUUCAAGCUGAAGACCAAGGAAGUCCUGCUAAGACUGCCCAAGUUACUGUUCAUAUAACAGUAGAUGACAUCAAUGAUAAUGAUUUGAGCUUCACCAAUCUAUUCAGUGCAACCAUACCAGAGAAUUCCCCCAUUGGAACCGAUGUGAUUACCAUUACAACAUCAGAUCUUGAUAUUGUCAAUAGCGUCAGAUAUUCCAUCGUGGGUGUGGGUGAUGGUUUGAGUGACUUUGUCAUUGAUUCCAAAACAGGGCGAAUCCGUGUCAAUGCAACGUUGGAUCGAGAGGUUAAGAGUCAAUAUCAACUUCCAGUCUCGGCUGGUGACGAGUCACAUGUUAAAGAUACAACGGUGACCAUUACAAUAUCUGAUGUAAAUGAUCACUCACCAACAUUCAAUCAAGCAUCCUACAGUGUUAGUCUACCUGAAGGCUUAGCAUCAGGCUCCUCUGCUCUACAAGUCAGUGCUACAGACCUUGAUAUUGGAGCUAAUCAGGAUGUCUAUUACACCAUGAAGUCACGAUCUGAUUUCUUCCUCAUUAAUGAAGAUACUGGUUAUAUAACCAUCAAGACACCGGUAGAUUACAUUCAACCUCUUGACUCAUCUAACCCUAACGUCUAUUAUCUUGAAGUUCUCGCUAGAGAUAGAGGAGUACCGUCUCUAUACACUGAAGUCCAGGUGACUGUAACAAUCUAUGAUGCCAACGAGUACCCACCUGUCUUUGAGAAAGCGGAAUAUUUCUCACCAGUUCCAUUCAACUCCCAAAUAGAUCAGUCUAUUCUACAGAUCAUUGCCACAGAAAGCUUAGACCAGGGACAGAACGCACACAUCCAAUAUUCUAUUAUUGGUGGUAAUGGAUCAUCUCUGUUUGAUAUUGAGCAAGAUUCUGGUUGGAUCCAAGUUAGAUUGAGUCUACAAUCAGAUAUUGGUAGUUAUUACAAUCUUAUUGUUGAAGCUAAGGAUGAAGGGCUACCAUCACCUAUGAGUGCUCAAGUUAAUGUUCAACUUCUUGUCACUGGUAGUAAUGAUAACACACCAAUAUUUGAUGAGUUGACUUAUCAAGUGUCAGUACGUGAAGAUUUAUCAGUGGGAUCGGAAGUGAAACGUGUUACAGCCACAGAUUUAGAUUCUGGCGUUAAUGGAAUGCUUCUGUAUACCAUUGGGAGUGGUAAUGAACAAGGUUUAUUCACCAUCAACGAAGGAACAGGCUUAGUUACUGUAGCUAAGGCUUUAGACUAUGAGGAGUUUACAUCACACACUAUGCAGAUUGCAGUCCGUGAUCAAGGCUGGAAUGAUAAACAUAGCAUUACUGUCUUAACAGUUGAUUUGAUUGAUGUUGAUGAUAACCCUCCAAUCUUCAAUCCAGACCAGUAUGAUCCCAAAGUAGCUGAGAAUUCACCCAGUGCUACGUACGUUACUACUGUGACUGCAAUGGACGCAGAUACAGGAACCAAUGCUGAGUUCACUUAUGAUAUCAUUGGUGGUAAUGGUGUCAAUUUAUUCAUCAUUGAUCAUGACACCGGUGUGAUUCAAACACAAGGCAGCUUGGAUUACGAAGGAGAUCUCAAGAUAUUCCAAUUGUCUAUUGAAGCUGCUAAUGAAGAUACAUCUCAGUUUGGUAUCGCUCACGUCAAAGUGCAUCUAACAGGAGUCAAUGAAGAUAAUCCACGGUUUGUCCAAGCAUCUUACCAAUUCUCUGUAAGUGAAGCUGAAGUUGAUGGUGCUGUCGUGGGUAUGGUCUAUGCUAGUGAUGGUGAUCAGGGAGUAGACGGCCAGGUGCAGUACCUCCUAGUUGGAUCCAGUAAUCAGCAAGGAUUCUCUAUUAAUAUCCUGACUGGAGAACUACUAGUCUCAAAGGCUAAUGGUGAGCUGGAUAGAGAGACCCAAGAUACCAUCACGCUGUCUGUACUUGCUAAGAAUCUAGGACCUAUCACUGGAGAUAACAUCGAUGAAGCUCAAAUUACUAUUACUAUCCUAGAUGCAAAUGAUCCACCACAGUUCCUAAGUGAUCUCUACCAAGCAACAGUUAGUGAAGGGGAUGAUGUAGGUACCUUCGUCACUGUAGUGAGUGCUGUUGAAUACGACCAAAGCAACGAGUUCAGACAGUUCUCAUAUGCAAUCAUGGAUGGUAACCAUCAAGGUGCGUUUGAUAUUGAUGCACUUUCUGGACGUAUAACGAUUGCAUCAGAGCUUGAUAGAGAGAGAGUCUCUACAUACAGACUGACAGUAGGAGCUAUAGACACUGGAGAUCCACCUCAAACAGGAUUGACGCAAGUCGUUAUCAAUAUAGAAGAUGUUAACGAUAAUGGUCCUAUCUUCCUACCAGGCAAUGAUGUUGGUUUUGUCUCAGAGAAUGAAGCUCCUUUAACUAAUGUGAUGAUCCUGAAUGCUACUGAUCCUGAUGAGAAUUCCAAUCCUAGUUUAUUUACAUUCACCCUGCUGCCUAAUCCAGACAGCUCAUCAUUUACAUUGAAUUCAAACACUGGACUUCUAAGAACGACUCGGACUUUAGAUCGAGAACUGAAGAGUGAUUAUUAUCUUUCCAUUGAAUGCGGAGACGGAGCAGUUCCUGAAAUGAAGGCUGUAUCAACGAUCCAUAUCACUGUGCAGGAUCAAAAUGACAACCCGUCAUCAGAAAGAAAUGCCCGUAUUGAAGUCAAAGCCUAUCAGUCUGUAUUCCCUGGAGGUACCAUUGGUGUUGUACGACCUAAUGAUCUUGAUACUGGCGAUGUAUUUGCAUGUCGGAUUGUCAACGGUGAUCAGAAUGUAUUUUCUAUCCAAUCUGGAUGUGAAUUAAACUCCAGAAUGCAUUCUACUGAGUCAGAGUAUACACUUGAGAUAACUGGGGAUGAUGGCCAACAUCCAGCUAUACUCUCGGACUUCAGUGUUUCCUACAAAGCCUUUAAUAAUGAUUCCAUCACCAACAGCAUCACACUUCGAUUAUCAGAUUUAGUCCCUGAGACCUUCCUCUCUGGUUACUAUGAUCGUUUCUCCGCUUCAUUGUUAUCAUUCCUCAGCAUCCGAGAAACGCUUCUGGUUCUAAGCUUGAAUAACAUCGAGAAUGAAGUCAAUAAGAUGGAUCUGACUCUAGCAAUCCAAAAAGACAAUGGAUACACACUACGUGAUGAUGUUGCUAAGUUGAUUACUGAUAACAAAGCAACCAUCAUGAGCCAAUCUGGAGUGAUUAUUGAUAUCGUUGAUUACUCACCAUGCUCAAUCAACCCAUGCAGUAACUCAGGAACAUGUUCUGAUCAUAUCAAGUUAGAACAAACACAAGCCAUUAUUGACAGUCCUUCAAUCAUCUUUGUAGGUCCAGUAAUGCAGCGUGUGUUUAGAUGUGAAUGUAUCAAUGAGUUCUUUGGACCAACCUGUGAGGAACAGAUCAAUGAAUGUGAUUCAGAACCGUGUCUGAAUGGUGGGCUAUGCAUGGAUGAGAUAGGAGGCUAUAGCUGUUCCUGUGCGUUAGGCUAUACUGGUAAUCAAUGUGCCACUAAUAUAGACGACUGUGCAGGAAAUCCUUGUUUGAAUGGUGGAACUUGCUUAGAUCAAGUAGGUGCUUAUAUAUGCCGCUGCAAGCCUGGUUAUAGUGGAGACGAUUGUGAGAAUGGACCAUGUACAAAGCAACCAUGUCAGAAUGAUGGAGUCUGUAUUGAAGAAGGUAGUAGCUACAGAUGUGAAUGUCAGUUUGGAGAAUGGGGCGAUAUAUGUCAGUUUAAGAGUAUUGGAUUCCAGCAAGGUUCUUAUAUGGAGUUUGACGCCCUCACUGGUAGUCAGAAUAUCAUCACGAUGCAGUUCACUACAGUCUCACCUAAUGCUCUGCUACUCUACAACCACGACGGCACAUCAUCUACUGAAGCAGAGUUCUUAACACUUGAAGUUAUAUCCGGCAAGCUACAGCUAUCCUACAAUCUAGGAGAUGGUGUGACGGUGAUAUCUACUGAUAAAGAGAUUGCUGAUGGGCAGUGGCACUCGGUUGAAGCAAGACGCAUUGGGAAGGAUGGCAUGUUGACUGUAGAUGACUGCUCUUCAUCUGAAGCUGAUGGUUUCUGCAGAGCAUCCGGUGGAAAUGGAAAUGAAAUGAACCUUGAUGUAAACGCUGUGCCCCUCAGCCUUGGAGGUACUGAGUCUAUCCACGUUAUAUUAGAACGAUCCUGGCAGGUUUCAUCAGCAGAUUUCUUAGGAUGUAUCCGGAAUGUUUACAUUAAUGGUUCACCAUUAGAUCUAUCUGCACCAUUAGCUGAGAGAGGAACGGGUGAAGGAUGUGAUAGGAAUACAGAGACGUGUUCUAAUAAUCCAUGCAGUGGGAAUAGUUUGUGUGUGGAUGAAUGGUGGAAACAUUGGUGUCAGUGUCAAGCAGGUUCAUCUGGAGAUAACUGUGAUAAAGCUUCGACAGCAUUUUCCUUUGGUGGUGACAGCUUUGUUGAAUAUGUCGUCAAGGAGAGCUUCCAACGUCAACAACUCCUGGAUGCAGCUAAGGCUGAUACUAGAAGAAGGAGACGGGAUGCCAUACCAAGCUCACAGACCAUUUCUAUGUCAUUCAGGACAGGGUCGUCACAUGGUUUACUUUUGCUGGUUGAGUCUGGAGCUGAUUUUACUGUACUCCAGAUUGUAAAUGGAGAAGCUCAAUACAGUUUUGGUUCAGCCGGUCAAACCAAGGGUUCUGUCACCCUACAGAUGAGCUUGAAUGACUGGAAGUGGCAUAAUAUCAAUCUGUACAGAGAGGGCGCUACUAUCUCUCUAGAGGUUGGUGUGGAUGGAGCCUCAGAGCGAUUCAAUGAAGUACCGCAUGACUUUACUGGACUUGAUGUUAGCGGAAUGUCACUGGGUGGUACUAAGAAACCUCUAUUCAUCGAUGGCAAGAAUAUCACUGCUUUUUCUGGCUGCUUAGAGGACUUUGAACUGAAUGGUGCUGCUCUACCUCUAGAUGGCGCUAAUGAGAUGUUUGAUGCUAUACCAUCAGAGAGUACUGGACAGGAAUGUGGUACAGUCAAUGUGUGUUUACCCAAUCACUGUCCGGUUGGUCAGAUAUGUAAUAUUGAUGGAGAUGGGUAUUCCUGCGAGUGCCAGGCUGGAUUCUCAGGAGAUGAAUGUAAGAUACCAGCGACUGGUGGUCCAGGUAGUAACACAGUCUUAAUUGCACUUGUAGUUGUGUUCUCCAUACUGCUUCUUGUGAUCGUCUUGGUUUGUUUCCUGUUGCUGUUACGAUAUCGUAACAAAGCUAAGGAAUCCCGGGCUGUUGCGGCAACCCGAGCUAAGAACACUUUCUCAAUGGAUUCCCUUGAUAACCCUGGUUACAGCUCAGAUACAUUUGAUAAUCCUACUAUGAUGGGCUCACAUAAUAAGACACUCAACAACAUGGAUGUGAUACGUCAACAACCAGAUAUCAUUGAGCAGAAUGCACAUGCUGAUAUGCCUGGUGAUUCCUUCAUUGUGGAUACUGAUGAUGUAGUGAUUGGUGAAGAAGCAUCAGGGAGAGAUCUUGAUGUUCCAGAACACUAUGAUCUUGAGAAUGCUAGCAGCAUUGCUCCAUCUGAUAUUGAACCAGCAUACCACUACAGAUAUUACCAUGAUGGUAGAGAGCGUAAGCAGAAACGUCAUGCUUACCGGUACUCACCAAACCCCAUGUUAGCUCGUAUUGGAACUCCACCAUGUGAAAGCCCCGUUAGCCAAGCAUCUUCCAGACAUACUCCAAUGAAUAUCAAUCCAAACCCUAACUCAAUGCACUUACGAAGCAGCCCUAGUGGGGUAUCUCAUAGUACUCCCAUGGAGACAACGAGAGCAAGUCCAGCUUCUGCUGUGACCAGACAGAGUCCAGCAUUGAGACAAAGCCCAGCCUUACUUAUCAAUAAUCAACCCACACUGCGCUCAGCAACACCAUUACGCCUUAGCCGAGCCAAUACACCAAUACGUAAUAUUGCCAGCCCUGUAGGAUCUGAUCAUAGUUUUAAUCAGAGUGAGCUUCGAAGCCAGGGGCAUCACAGUGAUGUAAGUAGUCUCCGUAGUGGACAGGGAGAUAGAACUCAUGCCAACCCUAAGCCACGUGAAACACACAGACCGCCACGUCCUCGUAGUAGAUUAAAGGAGAAAUCUCCUGGAGACUUAAGAAGCUCAUUAGGCUUAACGGUAGAAGAAGUCAAGAGACUAAACACAGCUCGACCAGAUUUAAUGACUGGGAGCCAUGCCAGUACUAUUGAUAACCUUUCAUCUGUAAGCAGUAAACAUAGACAUCAUCCAGUCCUUCCACCACUGCCAUCAGACCUUGAGCCCUCACCACUCCUUGAACCUCCUGAGUCAUCAUCCUCUGAUGAGACAGCCGGUUCAUUCACAUGCUCAGAAGCAGAUUCAGAACAUGAGAAAGUGAAAUUAAGAGAUCUGGAUCCAGGAAUGCUGCUUCUCUCUCGUCUGUCCCAAGUCGAUGAUGGGGUAGAGGAGGAUGAAGAAGCUGAGACUUAUGAACAGUUUAGCGCUCCCUUCAAGAAGAAAGAGGGUCUUAACUCUAGAGGGGGCUCUCUUAGUACCCUCUUUGCAUCAGAAGAUGAAACUAUGGACCCUAAGAAAACCAAUGGACAAUUCAGUUGGGACCAAUUCUUAAACUGGGGUCCACGCUUUGAGACUUUUAUGGGUGUCUUUGCAGACAUCUCCCAGCUGCAAGAGACAACUCCUCCUGAAGAGUCAGUUUAUAUUGAACAAUCGGCUGAAGAAUUUGUUUAAAUUAUAAACCCAACCAAAUGAUAUAUAUAUAUUUUUUAUUUACUAUUGUGUUUCUCUGGUGAAGACAAAUUCUUAAAGAGAUUUAUGCAAAAUACUGUCCAUUGGUAAUGUAUUUAAUAAUAGACUCUUUUGUAUAUUUUAACUUGUUAGUAAAUGUAUGAUGUGUACAUUCCCUGGACUUUGUUUAAGUGUCGGGUAAAAGUAAGUUUGUCAAUCCAUUGAUUGGGAACAAUUCCUUGUGAUUGUAUUUUCACAAUUAUCUUGAUGUUAAUACUGCAGAACAAGGACAACACAUUCCAAAGUGAGAAGUCCUUUAUUUCUAUUUAUUCUUUGUGCAUGAAGUUUCCAAAGAAAUCAGUAAUUUUUUUGAAAUUUAUAAACAUGAUUGAUCAAAAUAAAUGUUUGUCUUUUUUACUCUGCAUGUGCCAGAUGAGCUUUUUAUGACAAACUCAAAAUUCCUGUGAGUUAUUAUUCAAUUUACCAUCAUUUUAUAAAUCUUUAUUGUGGAAUGGACAAUAUUUAAAUUGUUUUUGGGUGGAGAUGUAAUUGAGUUCCACUUAUUUUUUAAGGUUUAAUAGAAACUUUUUAGAAUAUUUGAAAUAGCCAUUUGUCCAUUACUAUGCAGGACUGAUUUUACACAGCAUUGUACAUAAAUAAAUAUUGUGUAUUGUUUUUAUUUAACCUGUUCAUAAUUGUUUAUUAAUGUCUGAUAUAGUCUAUCUUGUUUAAUAUCAAUGUUUAUAAAUGCAGGGUCGUUAACUUUGACUCCUUCCAAACUUGUUAUAUUUGUCAAAUAUUAUGUUAUGGUUAACAUAGUAAUGCUGUGUUCCAGAAAGAAACACAAUUUAUUUAUUGUGAAUCAGUCAUCAUUCCAUAAGGCCAGCAGUCGUAUCUGGCAGUAGUUCUGGCCCCAAUUUCAUAAAGCCUGUAAGCACAAUAACUUGCUAAGCAGAGAAUAGUACUGCUUAGUAAGCAGAAACACCAGCCCAAUGCAAGAUUGCAUUUUUGUGGCUAGUGCAGACUCAAUUUUGUUCUUCUAAA
This is a messenger RNA of Asterias rubens (European starfish), 10857 nucleotides long. RefSeq names its product protocadherin Fat 4-like. The record is from RefSeq and is a predicted model, not a curated record. The transcript is spliced from 12 exons. Gene Ontology annotation, molecular function: calcium ion binding. Bases 1 to 9816 code for a protein of 3271 amino acids. Gene Ontology annotation, cellular component: plasma membrane; cell-cell junction. Lineage: Eukaryota; Metazoa; Echinodermata; Asteroidea; Forcipulatida; Asteriidae. Gene Ontology annotation, biological process: homophilic cell-cell adhesion.